This is a messenger RNA of Lineus longissimus, 842 nucleotides long. RefSeq names its product diphosphomevalonate decarboxylase-like. Gene Ontology annotation, molecular function: diphosphomevalonate decarboxylase activity; ATP binding. Gene Ontology annotation, biological process: isopentenyl diphosphate biosynthetic process, mevalonate pathway. Gene Ontology annotation, cellular component: cytosol. NCBI's taxonomy places the organism in Eukaryota, Metazoa, Nemertea, Pilidiophora, Heteronemertea, Lineidae. The transcript has 6 exons. The record is from RefSeq and is a predicted model, not a curated record.
UCCUGAUCAUGGCGGGCAUCGUACGAUCAGAUAUUUGCCCAGGGAAAGAUGCCUCGUAACAUGCACUGCUCCCGUUAAUAUUUCUUAAGGAUACAUGCUAGAAAACGACCCCACAAUGUGACAGUAUCUUGUCGAAGAUGGUAACUUGGAAAGUGCAUAUCUGUUCAAAGAAUAACUCCCCAACUGCUGCAGGUCUAGCCUCAUCUGCUGCAGGCUACGCUUGCCUUGUUGCAUCACUUGCGAAGCUGCUUGGUGUUAAAGAGAAUGUCUCAUACUUGGCAAGACAAGGCUCAGGCAGUGCAUGUCGCAGCAUGUUUGGAGGAUUUGUUGAAUGGACAAAAGGAAGUGAGCCUGAUGGGUCGGAUUCGGUGGCUGUCCAGUGCUUUCCAGAAUCACACUGGCCAGAGAUGAGGACACUCAUUCUAGUUGUGAGCGACCACAAAAACGUCACAGGAAGUACAUCAGGGAUGCAGAGGUCGGUGGAAACGUCUGAUUUGAUUGCAUACCGAGCAGAGCAUGUUGUACCACAGGGGAUGAGAGAUAUUAAGGAGGAAAUUGCAAAGCGAGACUUUGAAACGUUUGCUGAUAUCACUAUGAAGGAGAGUAACUAAUUCCAUGCCAUAUGCCAAGACACGUACCCUCCAAUAUACUACAUGAACGAUACAUCCAAAGCUAUCGUCCAUCUUGUACACUCCUAUAAUGAUUGGCUCCAGUAAGAUUGCCUAUACGUUUGAUGCCGGUCCCAAUGCCUGUAUCUACACGCUGGAUGAACAUGUCUCACACUUCCUUAUGUCCUCCUACAACAUUUCUUCCCACUGUCAAAUGGCGAAUGUUACAUCACC